Molecule: messenger RNA, 754 nt
Organism: Panicum virgatum (switchgrass)
Lineage: Eukaryota; Viridiplantae; Streptophyta; Magnoliopsida; Poales; Poaceae
Exons: 2
Coding region: 165-440 (91 amino acids)
Source: RefSeq, a predicted model, not a curated record
AAACCCCCCCUGCCUCCUGCCGAACCCCACUGAAGCCUUGCCACGCGCUGCCUCCCUAGCCCCUCCUCCUCUCCCUCUCACACAGAGAGGCAGGCACCGCAAGGCCGCCGCCGCCGCCGGGGCCAGGGAACUCGCAGCCCUGUGAAGAGGUGCAGGCGGCGCGGAUGGUGGCGUGGUGGCGGAGGAAGGUGGUGCCCCGCGCGCGCCGCGCCUGGGCCGCCGUCGCCGCGCGGCUCCGCGCGCGCAAGCCCGGCAGCGGCGGCAUCCUGAAGCUCCACGAGGACGUGCAGACCUGCGGCUACAAGGACGUCCAGGUCAUGUUCGACAUGCUCACCUCGGAGCUCGAGGCAGCGGCUCAAGCCCAGAAGCCGCCGCCGAAGCGGGCGCCGCCACCUGUGUGGCCCGGCCGGUCCUCGUCGACGAUCGCCGCUGCGCAGUAGCUAGGGCCUGGCAACCGAAAGUGAAUCCGUCGGCGGUCGAGUGCUAGCAGUCUAUUGCAGUCUCUUUCAAUACCAGGCGUCCUCCCCCUGCCCAUCUUCCGGCAAAAAGAGCGAAAAGUUGCAGCAAGGACAAUAAGCUUCAGGCUCCCAAACGUCAUGUUUUGAGGUGUGUAGAUAGAGGGUGAUAUGAACCGGUGCUGGACAUUUUUUUUCGCCAGUUGGGAGGAAGAGGGAGCAAGAGGGGUUACUUUUCAAUUCCGUGGUGUAUUUUGGUUUCGUUUCAACAUGCUGCUCUCUGGUUUACAGCUUCUUCA